AUGGAGAAGCGCUUCGUGCGCGUGGACACGAAAGAGAGCACGCUGCCCCCCAUGCUGGUCGGGAGCACCACCUCGGGGUUCGUGUUCGCGAUCGACCUCGCUAGCGGGGACGAGCUGUGGGCAACCUGGGCCGCGAAUGAGACCGCUGGCGUGAAGGGGGCUGUGGCUUGCAAGGGCGGAGUCGUUGUGGCAGCAACCAACCGCUGCGUGGACAGGUACUGCUACAGGUACCGCAACCAGACCUACCCCCUCACGCCAGGCAAUCAGUACGUGCGCGGCCUGAGUGCGGUUGACGGCGCCGCCCUCUGGGAAUACAAGACUUUCCAGCCAGUCUGGAACAUGGUUCCGCUGUGGGGCCAGGGCACCAGUGUGUUCUUUCAGGAUUGGGAGGGCAGGGUUUAUUGCCUAGACUAUGUGACUGGCAACGAAAUCUUUAGGGUCGGUGGCGACAUCGGGACCCACUCCCAUGCACACGCCGUUUACGAUCCGGGCCACAACGUCGUCGUUGCCCUGGGCGUGAAGCACUACACCGCGGGCCGCUGCAAUCCUUAUCCAGCGCCUGGCAUUGCCCCUUCAUGCGGGACGUGGCCGGGCACAGAGGGCUUCAUCCGCGGCUACAACGCCAGUUCCGGCAGGAAGCUCUGGGAUGUAUCGACGCCAGAGCCGCCGGCCAGCGCCGCCAUGGGCAUGCUCAACUCCCCUGAGAUGCACAUCCGCUUGGUGGUCACCCUGGGCUACAAUUGUUACCUCGGUGCCACCUCCAAGAUCUGGGGCCUCGAUCCAAACAACGGCGAUUUGCGGUGGAGCAUUGGAGGCCCGACGUUGUGGACCACCUAUUGCGCAGGCGACAAGGAGGGUGCCGAAAUCCGCCGGGCCAUGGGCGGCCGUGAGAAGUGUUCGCCGAAUAGUUGGUCCAUGCCCGCGAUCGAUGCGCUGGGUGACGUGUACAUUGGCAGCCAGGUCGGCGAGCUGCAGAAGUUGGGCUCUGCGAGUCCGGGGCCUGCAGGCUCUGGCGCUGGCCACAGGGUCGAGCUGCUUUCGACGUUGACAACUGGCGUGGCCUUCCAGGAUGCAGCUAUCGCGUUCGGCCAGGGCGUCAUGGCCGUAUCCACGUGCACUUCACUCAUUGUCUUCCAGUCCUACGCAGAGACCUUCCCCCAAAACGGGACUUGGGCUGUUUCACGCAGUCAAUACCCGUCGAGUUCCGACAUGGUCCAUGGAGACGAUGUGUCGCACAAGAUUUCAGAAGAAAGUCACGCGGGCAUCUCAGUGACCCCAAGUAUUGACAUCUGA
Messenger RNA from Prorocentrum cordatum, 1293 nucleotides. The record is from the annotation of a GenBank genome assembly. Lineage: Eukaryota; Dinophyceae; Prorocentrales; Prorocentraceae.